Messenger RNA from Rhincodon typus (whale shark), 854 nucleotides. Its product is annotated as protein Mpv17-like. The record is from RefSeq and is a predicted model, not a curated record. The transcript is spliced from 3 exons. Lineage: Eukaryota; Metazoa; Chordata; Chondrichthyes; Orectolobiformes; Rhincodontidae. The coding region runs from base 566 to 832 and encodes 88 amino acids.
AACGAGGUUAGCGUGGAUGGAUGUUUUGGUCGGCAUGGACCAGUUUGGGCCGAAGGGCCUGUCGUGUUGCUGUCGGACUGUAUGACUAUGACUAAGUAACUAGAGGACUGUUGAUUUCUGUGGGUCCUUUUAAUGUGGUAUGAGCCACUAUAUAUAAUAACUACAAGGGAAGAGAAUUGGAGAUGAUGGCAGCAACUCUUUAGACACAACUGCUAACUUAUCAUGUAGUAAUAAAGUAAAAAAGUAAUCUAACAUAAUGCAGAUAAUUUCAUAUUAGUAAUUAUUUGACACUAUGACUGCUCUCCAUUCCAAUACUCAAGAUGUGUUGGGGAGAGAUCAGCUGAAAAUUCAGCAGACUUGACGCAGUUAUACCCUCCGUGCAAGGGUAGUUUUGACAGUAUUGAUUCACUGUAAACACUUAUGAAAUUACAAUUCCCAGUCACUUAAGUGAUGUCAUUGUGUGUUUAUUUUAACCCCUUUACCAUAGGGUCCUGUUCUUGGAGCAUGGUAUAAAUUGCUAGAUCGCCUUGUUGUCGGAAAGAGCAAAACUGUGGCAUUUAAGAAAAUGUUACUUGAUCAGUUUGCACUCGCUCCUUCUUUUUUGGCCUGUUUCCUUGCACUAACUGGAUUCUUGGGUGGGCAUUCACGAGAGGAAGUAUGGUUAAAGUUAAAGAAGGAUUAUAAAGAUACAUUGAUAACAAACUAUUAUGUAAGUAAUAGUAUCCAUUUGUAUUCUUCUGUUGAGAAUUUAGGUGGGAAUUAUUGCCAACUCCGAAAUGUAGUUCAUAAUGAUGUCAGCCUUGGUCACUAUCUCACUCAUCCUUCACUCUAGAAAUUCCAUGCAAAUGGAAGUG